CCCAUGGCCCAAAUUGAACUUGACAGGAAAAGAACCCAGAUCAAGAAUUGCCUCAGAUACCUGUAUUUAAGCUCACCUAGUCUAUAUGAGCGUCUACAAGCAGAAUAUGAAAAUUAUGUAUUGCUUUCACAUUCCUGUCCCCAAGGAUCUGCAACAUCCCAUCCCGUCAUUCAACCACAGAUAUCUGAAAAUCUUGACCAACUUAGUCAGUGUCUAGAACAAACACAAAACACUUUAGUUGGUCAACCACAGCAGUGGGAAGGUGGUUUUCAAGUUGGUCCUAGUAAACCAACCCCAGGGUUCCAAUUGGCACCCCUUUCUUCAAAAAAUGUGCAUUCCACCCAAAUUGCACAAUACUCAGCUGAACCCAAUAAUACACUUGAAGCACCACCAGAAAAUGAAUUCAAUCCAGAAUGGUUGAAAUAUCGGCAUAUGUACUUAGAACAAUUUUAUAAGUCAAUGGGAACACAUCAAGCUGGUCCUUCCACCUCUCAAAGAGGCCCAGUAUCCCCCUUUAAUGAUAGUCAAGCCCAAAUUUCUCAAAAUAAAGAUCAAUUAACCCCUCUACAACAAGGUGAUUAG
Messenger RNA from Puccinia graminis f. sp. tritici CRL 75-36-700-3, 582 nucleotides. RefSeq lists its product as uncharacterized. The record is from RefSeq and is a predicted model, not a curated record. The coding region runs from base 4 to 582 and encodes 192 amino acids. The transcript is spliced from 4 exons. NCBI's taxonomy places the organism in Eukaryota, Fungi, Basidiomycota, Pucciniomycetes, Pucciniales, Pucciniaceae.